Molecule: messenger RNA, 2547 nt
Organism: Chelmon rostratus (copperband butterflyfish)
Lineage: Eukaryota; Metazoa; Chordata; Actinopteri; Chaetodontiformes; Chaetodontidae
Gene: xylb
Product: xylulokinase homolog (H. influenzae)
Exons: 19
Coding region: 300-1907 (535 amino acids)
Biological process (GO): D-xylose metabolic process; xylulose metabolic process
Cellular component (GO): cytosol
Molecular function (GO): D-xylulokinase activity
Source: RefSeq, a predicted model, not a curated record
GAGGACAGCCACAGGGACGUUUUACCGCACUCAGUACUUUUACUGUAAUACUUGACAGUACUGACAUACUUUUACAGCAGUAACAUUUUCACUGCAGAGUAUUUGUACAGUGUGGUAUUAGUACUUUGACUGUAGUAAAGAAUCUGAUUACUUCCUCUUCCUCGGUGGGAAAAUGUUACACCUCUUAGCUGUAAUUUAUUUAUUAACCUCGACGAGCGCGAGUGUUACUGUCUCUUUAAAUAUUUAACCCUUCCUCCUCAGUGUGUGUGUGUGCGCGCGUGUGUGUGCUUGUGUGUGUCAUGAUGGCCGCCGCGGCUCAGGACUCUCCUCUCUACCUGGGCUUUGACUUCAGCACGCAGCAGCUGAAGGUGGUGGCGAUCGAUGGAAACCUGAAUGUGGUUCAUCAGAACAAUGUGCAGUUCGACUCUGAGCUACCUGAGUUCAGAACUCAGGGAGGAGUUCAUCUCCACACCGACAGACUGACGGUCACCUCGCCUGUACUGAUGUGGGUGAAGGCUCUGGACCUGCUAUUGGACAAAAUGAAGAGGGCGGGGCUUGACUUCUCCAGUGUCAGAGCGCUGUCAGGCAGCGGCCAGCAACACGGCAGCGUGUACUGGAGGAGAGGAGCGUCCGAGACCCUGAAGCAGCUCGACCCGGACCGGAACCUGCACCAGCUGCUGCAGGACACUUUCUCCCUGCCGGACUGUCCUGUGUGGAUGGACUCCAGCAGCUCGCAGCAGUGUCAGGACCUGCAGGCAGCAGCAGGAGGAGCUCUGAGGCUGGCAGAGAUCACCGGAUCCAGAGCCUACGAGCGUUUCACAGGAAACCAGAUCGCCAAACUGCGUCAGACCCGACCGGAGGACUACCAGGACUCUGAGAGGAUCUCAUUGGUCAGCAGCUUCGCAGCCUCUCUCUUCCUCGGUGGUUACGCUGCCAUCGACUACAGUGACGGUUCAGGGAUGAAUCUGCUCGACAUCACGACCAGAAACUGGUCUGAGAUCUGCCUGGAAGCCACCGCUCCUCAUCUGGACCAGGUGCUGGGAGCUCCAGUCCCUUCCACAUCUGUGCUGGGUCCCGUCUCUUCCUACUUUGUCCGUCGAUAUGGUUUCUGUGAGACCUGCAGAGUGGUGGCUUUCACCGGAGACAACCCAGCGUCUCUGGCAGGAAUGAGGCUGCAGCAAGGAGACAUCGCGGUCAGUCUGGGUACCAGUGAUACAGUGUUUCUGUGGAUCCAGCAGCCUCGUCCGGCACUGGAGGGUCACGUCUUCUGUAACCCCGUCGACUGGGAGGCGUACAUGGCUCUGCUGUGCUUUAAGAAUGGCUCUCUGACGAGGGAACGAAUCAGGAACGAGUGUGCUGGAGGAUCAUGGGAACAUUUUUCUGCCGCCUUGAGAGCCACGCCGCUCGGAAACAACGGAAACAUCGGCUUUUAUUUUGACACCAUGGAGAUCACACCUCCAGCCGUCGGAUGUCACCGCUUCGACCCCGACGACAGCGAGGUGUCCUCACUGAGUCCACAGGUGGAGGUCCGGGCUCUGGUGGAGGGUCAGUUCCUGUCCAGGAGACUCCACGCUGAGAGGCUGGGAUACUCCAUCAUUCCAGGAACCAGAGUGUUGGCCACAGGAGGAGCUUCAUCCAACAAAGAGAUCCUGCAGGUUUUGUCUGAUGUGUUUAACGCUCCGGUUUACACCAUCGAUCUGUCCAAUUCCGCCUGUCUGGGAUCAGCCUACAGAGCUCUGCACGGACUGGUAGCAGAAUCUGGGGUUUCCUUCUUUGAUGUGGUGAAGAAAGCACCGGAACCACAACUGGUCGCCACCCCACACCCUUCAGCACGGGAGGUGUACGACCAGAUGCUGAAGCGUUACGCCCAAUUGGAGGAGAGAGUCCUACAGCAGUCCCGCCCCUGAGCCACAGCCACCAAUCAGCUCUGUCGAGGACAUCAUAUAAGGCAAAGAAACUUAAUAAAACACAGAAUUUGGUUUGGACAUUUUACUGAAAAUGAAAUAAGUUGAAAAACUCUUACCUGGAUUUUAUGAGUAAUUAGAGCCGCUCGUCAAUAAAGAAUUACUGAUUGAUGAUAAUGGAAUUUUCAGAAAUACUUAUUACAAAAUAAUUGAACUUGAAAUUGAAUCAGCCACUGAAUUAAUGUCAAAUAACACAGAAAAUGUUUUAAGUUCAAUUCUUCAUGAACACUUUUGAAAUUCAAAUGAAAGCAAAUCUCGAACUGUUCAAGUGUAACCAGCACAUUAAUGUAAUCAGCCGGUCUGAAGGAUCUGGUCUGAGCCGGUCCAGCAAGACGACUCGAGCAGAUUCUUGUGAUUACCGAUCAUAUUAAAGUCGCGUUCACCAUCAGAUUCAUUCCAGAUGUUUUAGAAUGGAUCCAAACCUGGACCCUCCUGGUCCUUUGCUCCAGGAUUCAUUUAAAAAGUACAAAUUCUUCUGAAUAUAUUAGUGGUUAAUGUUAAACUGAUAUACUCACACAAACAUAGUGAUUUAAAUGUUUUUUAUGUAGAAUUGUCAAUAAAUGAAGUGAUGUGAUGAAGAGCA